Molecule: messenger RNA, 1180 nt
Organism: Papaver somniferum (opium poppy)
Lineage: Eukaryota; Viridiplantae; Streptophyta; Magnoliopsida; Ranunculales; Papaveraceae
Product: metal-independent phosphoserine phosphatase-like
Exons: 5
Coding region: 117-863 (248 amino acids)
Cellular component (GO): cytoplasm; cytosol
Molecular function (GO): phosphatase activity
Source: RefSeq, a predicted model, not a curated record
UUAUGCUUCAGUAACCUUCAUUCUUAAAACAAUCUUAAUACCAAAACAAUAUAUAUACACUUCUCUUUCUCCAAAAACCAUAAUCUUCCACACUAGAAGGCUACUAGUUAUAUCAAAUGGCAACUUGUGUUGUUUCUUCAAAUGAGCCUGCAAUCAACGGCAUGGUUGGCAUGAUAGCUGACGUUGAGGUUCCAACCGAAGUUCCACACAAUGUAGCUGAGAUCGUACUAGUUCGACAUGGAGAGACCACAUGGAACAACGCAGGAAGAAUUCAAGGAAGCUUAGAAUCUGAGCUUAAUGAGGCUGGAUGGAAGCAAGCCGAUGCAAUCGCAGCCAGGUUAGGAAAAGAGUUGAAACCUGCGGCCAUUUACUCAUCUGACCUCAAGCGUGCUAAAAAUACUGCGGAAAUGAUAGCCAAGACCUGCCAUAUCCCCGAGGUAAUAGAAGUACCAGAGUUGAAAGAGAGGCAUGUAGGAAGCUUACAAGGUUAUUACUGGAGUGAGAUUCAAGAGAAAGAGCCCGAGGCUUACCUUGCUUUCUUCUCUUCUGCGAAGGACCUUGAAAUACCUGGCGGAGGAGAGAGCUUUAAUCAGCUAUGUGAGAGAUCAGUUUCUGCUCUUGAAGAAAUUGCAUCCAAACACAAAGGUGAACGAGUCAUCGUAGUGACACACGGCGGUGUUUUAAGAGCCAUUUACAUGGCCGUUACUGGUGAAGCCAGUGCAGGAAAAAUAUUGAACGCUUCAAUAAAUGUAGUCCAUCUAACUGAGAAGAGAUGGGUAUUUAAGACAUGGAGUGAUGUUAGUCACCUUAAUGAAGUCGGAUUUCUUCAACGCGGAUUCAAUGGAGAUGCCUUUCAACACUAAAUCUACCACCCAUUUAUGAGAAUCUACGCGAGUAAUUUAGAAGAUUAAACAGCAGGAGAAAUUAUGAAAAGAGAUGGUGAAGAUCAGAUCAGGAUCGAUCUUUUAUAUUGUCCUGAACAGCGGUGAUUAUUUUGAUAAACUAAGUGUAUGUAUGUUUAAAUAAUUCCAACCAUCAUUGUGUUCCAUGGAUUACCCAAAACUACAUACGAGCAUGUAUUUUUAUUUGUUUAUGAUUAAAGAUGUUUUUUUUCUCUUUGAAGCAUAAUUAAAAAUGUUGUUGUAUGUUUAUUUUAAUGAAACUGUUUCUAGUUACCAAA